GCCGCCAGUAUAGGUGAGCAGCCAGCCCGCCGUCAUUAUCUCAUCCUCUAUCGUAAUCUGCCCCAGUGGAAACCGUGGCGGCGAGGAGAUCUCUGCGUUUGGGGAACAGAUUAAUAUGCAUCCGAUCCCACACCUUUCCCUCCAUAGAUCGGCGUGUUUGGGCGAUGACUUUGCGAAACAAUGGGGUGCUCUUGGUGCUGCUAGAGAUGCCAUCCGGCUUCGCGGUUUUCAAUUUCUGUGGGAUCUACCUCUACUUACCAGAUGCAAUACAAAGUAUGUGGGUAAAAUUUGCUAACUAUUAUAGGGCAAGGCGGGUUGUUUGGCUGAAGGAAUUUCAAACUUUUGAUGACAAGUCCAGAGCCAUUAAUGCUGAUACUGGUGUUAACAAACAGCUCACUCAGAUGAUCUUGAAGUGGCGCCGCCCUGGGCAGGAACUACUUGUUGGAAAACCGGAAUAUAAAUCAGUAAUUGAAGCAAGCUUGGGAAUACCCUGCCGGCAUGAUGAACUUGUAAUGGAGGUAAUGUGGGGCAUGAAGCGUUUCAUGCCUAGUUUGGUGCGCAGAGAAAAAUCAGAGCUUCCUAAAGAAGAUCUGCUCCCAGUGAGUCAAGGACUACAAAUGCUAUUGAGUAGUUACGGCUUUGAUGUCAAACCAGAGAUGGUCAACGACCAGAUUGUUGCGACUGCAUCCGUCUUGUUUGAUUGUGAUGCUGCUGAGAAGAAACAGUACAGAGACUUCCAUGCUCUUGGUCGCCACCUUAAGAAUGUGUCUGGCAUUGAGUAUGAGAACUGGGACCUUCUGAAACUUGCGACAGCUUUUAAAAUCAUAUGCAGCCGUGAAAUUGGUGAUUCUGAUGAGAUGCUUUCAGAAGACGUGCAAACAAAGUUGCUGGAUGAUGCGGAUAAAUACGAAAAGAAGAUAAAUAAGCUAGUCUGCAUGUUGAAUCACCAUGAAGUAGUCUCUAACUAUCAAAUCAAGACUCGCCACAAAGAUAUGUUGGCUGGCUUGGUAAAGAAAGCUAAAGAAGCGCGUGUCCGGUGUCCCGUGAGAAGAAGUAAGAAGGUAAAUAAAGCCUAUGGUCAAUGAGGGAUGUCUGUAUAAUUCAUAGAGGCGUAGACAUGCAUCAAUUAGAACGUAGUAAAGCAGUUCAUAGAAAUUUGAUGAUCUUGCUUCCUCAAUGUAAAGAAUUUUUUUAAGAAAAUCAUACUGUAUGUUUUAAGGUC
This is a messenger RNA of Aegilops tauschii subsp. strangulata, 1222 nucleotides long. The record is from RefSeq and is a predicted model, not a curated record. NCBI's taxonomy places the organism in Eukaryota, Viridiplantae, Streptophyta, Magnoliopsida, Poales, Poaceae.